Messenger RNA from Diatraea saccharalis (sugarcane borer), 492 nucleotides. NCBI's taxonomy places the organism in Eukaryota, Metazoa, Arthropoda, Insecta, Lepidoptera, Crambidae. The record is from the annotation of a GenBank genome assembly.
AUGCCUUCUUCUAACCUCUGUGUAUUUGGAUGUAUCACGACGGGUGUCACCAUUCACAAGUUUCCAAACCCUAUGAAAUAUCCUGACAUAUUUAAAACCUGGGUUGAGUUAGCUGCCGAGACAAAUGAAGUCAUUUAUAAAAACAGAUAUGUUUGUGACAGACAUUUUGCUGAAAAUGUAAAAAACCGUAACAACCGCUUAAAUAAACUGGCUGUACCUACAUUACAAUUACCUAACACCCAAAUUGAUGUACCAGCAUGUGCACAACCAGCAUCAUCAAAGAGAUCCCAACCUACAGAUUAUGAUUGUCAUAUAACAACAAUUAACAAGGAUCAUUCAUACUGUAUGAAAGUGGGUCAAUCCAAUACAGCAAGAGUGCCUCUGUAUAAAGAAGGUGAGAGAAAUUUUUAUCAGGACAUAAUUGAUUUCAAUGAAGAAAAUUCUGCAGAUGAUAGUAUGGAAAUGGCUAAUUCAGGAGAUGAAGUUGAGUAA